Molecule: messenger RNA, 1608 nt
Organism: Lachancea dasiensis
Lineage: Eukaryota; Fungi; Ascomycota; Saccharomycetes; Saccharomycetales; Saccharomycetaceae
Source: the annotation of a GenBank genome assembly
AUGAUUAAGUGUGUGUGGCUCCUAAGCACGAACGCCGCAGCAUCACAACAGCCUAAGUGGGCGAUCCAAGAACUCGAACUCAAUGGGUGUUACUCAUCACAAUUGGUAGACCGAAAGAUGAUGAGUCCGAGAUUAAGGUCUGUGGCAAGAUGGUCAAGCCCAAUUUUGAAAGAUGGUUUUCAUCAAUUGGCUACGCUAAGGUCAAGGUCUUCGAACCCUGCGAUGGAAUUCCCAUGCUUGGAUAAAAUGGAUCAGUUGUCGGCUCAACUAAGAAACAAACCAGCCAGCUGCUCAAGUGGAGAUGCUACAUCUUCACCCAGUAAUGAACCAGUUUAUGGAAAAGUACGAUCAGGCUUUAAGGUUUUCAAGUCAAAUGAGCCGUUGUUCCUGGAUUACGGAGGGGUGUUGCCCAAAUUCCAAAUUGCUUACGAGACCUGGGGUACCUUGAAUAGCGACAGAUCAAAUGCAAUACUGAUACAUACGGGUUUAAGUGCGUCGUCGCAUGCAAAGUCCUCCUCGGAUAACCCUCAGCCCGGAUGGUGGGAAAAGUUCAUCGGUCCUGGCAACAUCAUGCUAGAUACCAACAAGUUUUUUGUCAUUUGCACCAAUGUUCUUGGUGGAUGCUAUGGCUCUACAGGGCCCUCGUCCCCGGAUCCUGCAGAUGGCUCUCCUUAUGCCACCCGGUUCCCCAUGCUCAGCAUUCAAGAUAUUAUUAGGGGCCAGCAGAGACUGGUGAAGGAGCAUCUUGGCAUUCAUGCACUUUAUGCAUCCGUGGGUUGUUCGAUGGGUGGUAUGCAAUCGCUGGCGUAUGCGCAACAGUUUCCAGAGUUGGUUGAGAAAGUCGUCACAGUGUCUGCGUGCGCGAGGUCACACCCUUCGAGCAUUGCCAUGAGACAUGCUCAACGCCAGGUCCUGAUGGCCGACCAACACUGGGCGCGCGGUUUUUAUUAUCCCAAUGCUCAAGAUCCACACAAGAUACUUCCACAUGUUGGCAUGAAACUCGCACGAGAGAUCGCUACCGUCACAUAUCGAUCCGGUCCCGAGUGGGAAUCACGUUUUGGCACAGAGCGGCUCAAUGACGAAAGGUCUCCCGUUUUAUGUCCCGAUUUCUUGAUCGAAACGUAUUUGGAUCAUCAAGGCGAAAAGUUCUCCUUGGAGUAUGACGCGAACUCCUUCCUAUACCUCUCGAAAACGAUGGAUUUGUUCGAUCUAUCUCAAAGUCAUCAAAACAGAAGCGAGCGCAAAAGGGCUGAAGCGAUGCGCAUGUAUGAGAGGAAAGAUUUGCACGACCAGCCUGCCAAGCUCUGCGAUGAACCUUACGAGCCCACCAAGAAAAGGAGGUCCACAACAGUAGAACAAGCACGCGAAGAUUUAAAGAAAGGCAUGGAACCUAUUAAAGGGAAAGAUAUUCUAGUGGUUGGUGUCAAAUCUGAUGGUCUUUUCCCAUAUUGGCAACAAAGGGAAAUCGCGGACCUUCUGGACAAUGGUGAACAAGUCAAACACGUUGAGUUAGAUGAGUCACAGUCUUUAUUUGGGCAUGACACUUUCCUGCUCGAUUUGGAGAAUGUCGGCGGCAGCAUAGGUAAAUUUCUAAACAAAGACCUUUAA